Messenger RNA from Tigriopus californicus, 2845 nucleotides. It is a transcript of the gene tws, whose product is annotated as protein phosphatase PP2A 55 kDa regulatory subunit-like. The record is from RefSeq and is a predicted model, not a curated record. Gene Ontology annotation, molecular function: protein phosphatase regulator activity; protein binding. The transcript is spliced from 10 exons. Lineage: Eukaryota; Metazoa; Arthropoda; Copepoda; Harpacticoida; Harpacticidae. Gene Ontology annotation, cellular component: cytosol; protein phosphatase type 2A complex. Gene Ontology annotation, biological process: peptidyl-serine dephosphorylation. The coding region runs from base 339 to 1688 and encodes 449 amino acids.
GCAUCGCUGAGUGCCUUCUUUUUCUCAGUUUGUCUGCUCGUUCGCCUAUUCCCACCAUCAAAUAUAUUCUACCAUCUCUUCCUCCUUGUCCUCGUCGGCCUCCUUCGUCUCCCGCCUCUCCUGCUUGUCCCCUCUGGUGGUACGGGCAUCAGACCUGGCCGAUCAGAGAGUGACUCCGUGAAGAAGUCUAAAGAUCUGGGUUUGCGCUCGGCACAGACUGCGGACCACCUACUGACUGCUAGAUAGAGCCUUUGAAAUCCUUGAAUAUCAAGGUCAUCCGUGCUAAGUGCCCUCGUUCAUCGUGUCUCGGGCCAACUCCCAUUCCAACCGGAUUCAUCAUGGCGGGUUUGAUGUCCAAUGCCAAUUCGAGUGAGGUCCAGUGGUGCUUUUCCCAAGUUAAGGGUACCUUGGAUGACGAUGUGACAGAAGCGGAUAUCAUCUCGUGCGUGGAGUUCAACCAAGACGGCGAUUUGUUGGCCACGGGCGACAAAGGUGGCCGAGUGGUGAUCUUUCAACGGGAUCCGGGGUCCAAAGUGUCCACGCCCAAACGCGGGGAGUACAACGUCUACAGCACCUUUCAAAGUCACGAGCCUGAAUUUGAUUACCUGAAGAGUUUGGAAAUUGAGGAGAAAAUCAACAAAAUCCGAUGGCUCAAGCGCAAGAACCCCGCCCAUUUUCUGCUCUCCACCAAUGAUAAAACCAUCAAGUUGUGGAAGGUAUCCGAGCGUGACAAACGGGCUGAAGGUUAUAAUCUCAAGGAGGAUAAUGGACUUCUGCGCGAUCCUAGCUCCAUUAAUUCAUUAAGGGUCCCCGUGUUAAAGCCUAUGGAACUUAUGGUUGAAGCUUCACCCAGGCGAAUUUUUGCCAAUGCCCACACUUACCACAUCAAUUCCAUUUCGGUCAAUUCGGAUGGAGAAACAUACUUGUCUGCCGACGAUCUGCGCAUAAAUCUUUGGCACAUGGAAAUCACUGAUCAAUCCUUCAAUAUUGUCGAUAUCAAGCCAGCAAAUAUGGAAGAGUUGACCGAGGUCAUCACCGCUAGUGAAUUCCAUCCUCGAGAAUGUAAUCUCUUCGUCUAUUCGUCAAGUAAAGGCACUAUUCGACUCUGUGACAUGCGAGAAGCCGCUCUUUGCGAUUCUCAUGCCAAAAUGUUCGAAGAGCCAGAGGAUCCAACCAAUCGCAGUUUUUUCUCCGAGAUCAUCUCCUCCAUAUCGGAUGUGAAGUUCUCCAACUCAGGUCGCUACAUGAUCUCGCGUGAUUAUCUGUCGGUCAAAGUCUGGGAUUUGCACAUGGAAACGAAACCCAUCGAAACCUAUACGGUCCACGAAUACUUACGUUCGAAGUUGUGCUCAUUGUACGAAAAUGAUUGCAUAUUUGACAAAUUCGAGUGCUGUUGGAACGGAAACGACACCGCCAUCAUGACUGGCUCGUACAACAACUUCUUCCGCAUGUUUGAUCGCAAUUCAAGGAAGGAGGUGACUUACGAAGCCUCGAGAGACAUUGCCAAGCCCAAAACCUUACUCAAACCAAGAAAAGUCAGUACCGGUGCGAAGAGGAAGAAAGACGAGAUCCACGUGGACUGCCUUGACUUCCAUAAAAAGAUCCUACACACUGCGUGGCAUCCGGACGAAAAUAUUAUCGCAGUGGCAGCUACCAAUAACCUAUUUCUUCUUCAGGAUAAGUUUUAGCUUUGUCGGUUCGAACCUACAGAUUCAUUCAGCACGGAACCUCCAAGUCGGAAGAAAGGCCAACGUCGUCGUCGUGGCUGCCUCCUUUUUCCUCCCUCCCGCCCCCCUCAAACAAACGAGAGAAAUUUAUAGGCUUGAGCAUCGCGGCGGCUAAAACAACAGCCAACUUAACCCUACUUCCGGAGAAUCUUGAUUGGUGAUCGCCUUUGACUUUGUAGUAGUUUGCCUCUUAUCCAAUAGGCUUGGCCACUGCCCAAUCAUCGCGAAGCUAGCCUUCUAAGGAAAAUAUAUAUCUUUCUGUGGAUCUUAAGUGUGAUAUCUCGGACAUUCUAUGGUAAUAAGAUCCAAGUAAUGGAUUCACUACAAACGCCUCGAUGUUUUGUGUCACCCACCUCGAAAAGAAUAAUGAACCAAGGAAAUAUGGCUUCAUUAUCACCUUCCACCCAUCGUCCUAUUGAUGUCAUCAGUUUCAUCGUCGUCCAGAUCCAACAUCUCUUUACUCUCACUGAGAGAGUUAAGAAGAAAAUCCGAUGAGGAAAUAGUCGCAGUGCUGUUUUGGUCUUCCAUCCAAAUUAUCAAAUUAUGUACCCAUCCUUUUGGACCAACCCUCCCCAAACGCAUCCCCUCGCCCCUUGAUCACGGCUAAGGCUCACAGUAAAGUCGGUAACCAACAUUAUUUAUCAGCCUCUUUAUUAUGUUAUUAUUAUCACUGGCGCACCAACUCAAAAGUAUCUCCCGUUCAUAUUUGAAUUUUAUGCUGUAUCGCGGUAACCGAAAAGAAACUCUUCCCGUCCACUUGUCGUGUGACUUGUGGUCGCCGAUCGCCAAUACCAGUGAGGCGACACUAGUUCAUCACUCGGUUUGGUAUUCGCUUCCUUCCGGGUCCUUCAUUCGCCACAUCUAAAAACACCGUGUAAAUUGUCAAAGGCUCUUUACUCUCUCCCUCCCGUUUGCCCGGCCGCCCGCCCUCGAUCCCUGGUUCUUUAUUCUUGCUACUAUUAUUUUUCUCGCAAGAGGUAAUUCCUCCAACGUCAACACCAGCUUUGUCUUGGUACUACCCGAACAUUGCCUCCCAUCUACCAACCCGAAAAAAUAUUUCAGAAAUAUAUACAUGAAUGAAAUAAACACCACAAAAAAUGUGGAACUGGUCUUGCAAA